Molecule: messenger RNA, 2517 nt
Organism: Schistosoma bovis
Lineage: Eukaryota; Metazoa; Platyhelminthes; Trematoda; Strigeidida; Schistosomatidae
Source: the annotation of a GenBank genome assembly
AUGGAGAACAGACCACAGUGCAGUAUAUCACUCAAUUUAGUUGAUAACAAAGAACUACGGUCGCGUAUCAGGAAUUCAAUGGGUAUCGGUUAUUGGAAUGCCUAUACUAAAAGUGAAAAGUAUUUGUCUGAAAAACCAACAAAUAUGGAAAUUGAUUCUGCCGAAUUAGCAAAGCAUAAUAAGUCUGAUGAUAUGUGGAUAGCUUUAGAUCAUCAAGGAAAAACUGUAGUAUAUGAUAUCACAAAAUUUGCGGCGUAUCAUCCUGGAGGUGUUGAUAUACUGUUGGAAUAUGCUGGAACUGAUGCUUCAGAAGCAUUUCGAAUAGCACACUCAUAUGUUAGCACAAAUAUGAUAUCUAGAUUACAGAAAGGUUAUUUAAAACAAAGUGCACCUGGUCGAGGUGGUAUACCUAAUCAAUUAUCUCCAUUCUUUAUUCCAUCGAAGCUUCGUCUAAACAGUACAAAGAAACCUAUUUGGGAUUGGAAAGAAUACGAUAGUUAUAUUGAAUUGAUUAUUAAUUAUGGGAAUAAUAAAGUCUUUGAUAAAUUUUGUUAUGAAUUAGAUAGAUUACGAGUACUUUGUACAUGGACUAAAUGUGAUCAAGAUGAUAAACAAAUGAAUUCCAAUGGUGUACUUAUGUUACGUACAGUUUUAGAUAAUGAAUAUCAUUGUUUGAAAUUGAGACUAUGUGCUCAACUUCGUCCAGAUUUGUGUACACUUUGUUUGAAUCAAUUGGGAAUUGGUAAUUCGAAGUCAUUGUCUUCGCUUUCACCACCACCACCAUCAUCAUCAUCAUCACUAUUAAAACGAAUAGGGGAGGGAGGUGGCAGAGAAGGAACAAUCCAGUUGAGUAUCAAUUUAAUUAAACUCCUAUCUGUUACAUCAUCAUCAUCAUUAUCUUCAAUAUCUUCUUCCUCAUUUCCAUCAUUAUCAGUACAACCAAAUAUUGGUAGUAUAGAAUUAGUUGAAAAAUCGACAAAUAAUUCAUUUAGUACAAUUGGUGUUGUACUUCGUGAUAUUUGUAUUGGAUUAGAUGUUGAAAAUAGUUCCAUUUCUAAUGAGUUGUUUUUUGUUUGUUCUAUCAUUGAAUCUUAUUGGUUACAUAAUCAUCAUCAUCAUCAUAAUAAUAAUAAUAGUAAUUAUCGAUUCAUACGUAUAAAUUGGCCAGAAUCACAAGUAAAUAUGAAUAUACCAAUUGGAUAUCAUGUAAAUGUUCGUUUAAAAGAUUCCGAAGGUAAUUACGUUAUCAGACCUUAUACACCAGUAUGCAAUGAUUUAACUCUUUCAUCAAUAAUCAAUACUGAUUGUCAACAGGAAAAUUGUGUAAAUCAAUGUUGUUUAUUAAUUAAAAUUUAUCCAGAUGGGGAAUUUUCUCAACUUGUGAAUAAUAUUUCUACAAAAUAUCUUGAUGAAAUUAUAAUUGACCGAUGUCUCAAUGAACCUAAUUUUGUUUUCCGCAUUGUGAUAUGUACUACUUAUGUUGAUAGAUAUAUAAGUAGUAUGUGACACCAGUCGAAAAUAGAAUGCCUAGCAGGAGAAAGUUGAGAAGAUCGAAUAGACGAGGACGGGAACAGAAAGUAAUUGGUAUGGGAAUGAAAUAUUAAUAAAGUUCAAGACAAUUGAUUGACAUUUUUCAAAUGAAGUAUUCAACGUAUGGUAUUUAUAUCUUAUCAAGAGAAUCUGUAAUUUUGUGCCAAAAUACAUCUGGUUGUCCCCAUUUGUGUUCUCGUGCAGUACACCAUUAUUGUUUUUACCUGCUUGAGCUUGGGGAACUUUAACUAAUUAGUUGAGUAUUGCUUUUUUGUAUGAAUUGACUGUACUAAUUUGAGUUGUAAAUGCUAUCUCUCGAGUACUGUUAAAUGUACAAGGGCUACUCUAUCACUAACCGGUUGUCCACACUAUGAAAGCAUCCUGCUUCUUGAGGUACAUGAAAAGAAAAUUGAGUUAAAGAUGAUCUUGGCGCUUGUGUUUAAGACCGAUCACACCUAGAUUUCUUAUGUAUAGUUUGUUAUAUGUUAACUCCAUUCAUUAUAAACUUGACCCCAAAAGACGAAAAUCGAUAAGGAAAGUUGAAGUGUAAUGCUUUUAUGUUAGACGUUUUCUAAUCCCUUCUUUCUGUCGUAGUGAAGGCAGCACCACUGCAGAUGCUAGUUGUCUCAAGCAAACGAGGUUUCCACUUUGUCCGAUGUAGGCGCUUCCCGUAGUUGGAAUGGUUUAAUUUAGUAAAUGUUUGGCUUUUCGUUUGUUUAUUUAUUAAUUCAUCCUUGGAGAAAAAGUUGUGCUCAAUGACUUGACUAUGAUAGAAAUUAAUGAACUUAUCAAACAAAACAUUAAUACGAGGAUAUUCAGUCACCUGAUGAAAACAAUUAUAAAUUAACAAUAAAAAACUACGUACACUAUUCCAUCAGAUCGCAUUUUUACACAUUUUACCAAAACAUAUCAGUUCAAAAGUUGUGCUCGUACUGUAACGUGAUCUGUUUAUUUAUUUAUUGAAACACAUAGAUAUUGGUACAAGGG